GUUUAUUACGCCCUCACAGAUGGCAUAGCAUGCCAACAUUACCCCCCACAAUGUCUGAAGUGAGGAUUGUGCUGCUGGGGGAAAACGUUCCUCUGACCAACAGAGUGGGAAACUUCAUCCUGGGCAGAUCUGCAUUUGGGACUGAAGAUCUUCUUCCUUCAGUAAAGCUGCACAGUGAGAGAGCCAGUGGUCAUGUGGAGGGAAGAACCAUUACCAUCAUCAACACACCUCAUCUCUAUAACCCUCAACUCUCUCAGGAGGAACUGACUCGGAGAGUAAAAGAGUGCAUUUCUCUCGCUGAUCCUGGACCUCAUGUGUUUCUGUUAGUGCUUCAGUCAGAAUUUAUCACACAUGAGGAGCAAGACAGAGUCAGAAGCGUAUUAGCCACUUACAGCCCACUGUCUAGGGAACGCUCAAUAGUGUUAAUUACAGGUGAAGACCAUGGAUUCAUCAGUGAAUGUGAAGUGAGACACCACAGAAUUGAGAAUAUAUCUACAUUUGAUAAACAUCAGGUUCUUCAGCUUUUGGUGAAAAUAGAUGGAGUAGUGAAGGAGACUGGAGGAAGUGAUCUACAAGAGCAGAAGAACUCAGGAACAUUGAGAAGACAUCAGGAUAAUGUGACUGAAAACACAGCACAGACAGAUGGAGAUACAGCAAAGAUAAAACUGGAGGAGAAUAAAGUGUCUAAUCUGAGGAUUAUUCUGUUGGGGAAAACUCUCUCAGACACCAGCAGUGUGGGAAACUUCAUCCUGGGCAGAUCUGUCUUUGAGACUGUAGAUCCUCUACAUUCAGUAGCGCUUCAGUGUGAGAGAGUUAGAGGACAUGUGGAGGGAAGAUACAUCACCAUCAUCAAUGCACCUCAUCUUUUUCAUCAAACCCUCUCACAUCAUCAGCUCACACUGGGUAUUAAAGAGUGCGUGUCUCUAUCGGAUCCUGGACCUCAUGUCAUAAUGCUAAUUGUACAGCCGGAAAGUUUCACUGAAGAAGACAAAACAAGACUGGAUAAAAUUCUCUCAUCUCUGUCUGAGGAGGCCCAUAAAUACACCAUGGUAGUAACUACAAAAAACAUAGAACUCGGCAGUAGUGUAGAUCAGGAUGAGGAAAAUGUCAUACAGAAGAUCAUUGCUGAAGGUAUUUACAGACAUUCAGAGUUCACUGGAUGCAGCCGGGCCAAUCUUGUGGAGAAGAUGGAUGAGAUGGUCAAGGUGAAUAAAGGAAGCCUUUUCUGUGAGAUAUAUGAAGAUCCUGUUGUUGCAGUAGGUCAAAAACUGCCUGAGCAAAUCGUAGGCCAACAAGAACAUCAAGAAACAGAAGUACAGGAAGAACAUAUUCAAACAAAAAAAAACAACCAACCAAACAAACAAACCCCCCCCAAAAAGUUCAUUAAGGAUACAUUGAAAGGACUUCUACCAAAGUGGAAACCCAGUGGUAAGUACCAACCACACAAUUAUGAAUUAUACAAUGAUCCUUUGAAGUACCCUUGUUUAAGAGUGUACACUGGAACUUAUUUUUCCAGUAUGCAAAUUAAUAUAAGGUAA
Ictalurus furcatus (blue catfish) is the source of this 1538-nucleotide messenger RNA. Its product is annotated as GTPase IMAP family member 8-like. The record is from RefSeq and is a predicted model, not a curated record. Bases 30 to 1538 code for a protein of 502 amino acids. The transcript has 3 exons. Gene Ontology annotation, molecular function: GTP binding. NCBI's taxonomy places the organism in Eukaryota, Metazoa, Chordata, Actinopteri, Siluriformes, Ictaluridae.